AAGGCAUUAAUUCGGUGCGAUCGAGUGCAUUCACAAAAAUCCCAUGCGGACCGAUUAGUUCUUUGUUUAAGGAGAAGACAGGCACGUAUAGUGUUGGCAGCGAAGCGCGAUACCUUCCAGUGAUUUCAACGGGCGAUGAGAUAGAAAACCCGGCAUUUAAGUAAAAACGCGGUCCGAGUUAACAGUUUUUUUUGUAACCUGCCGCCGACUUGGUAUAUUCUUAAGUUGGAUCUUGCAGGACGCGGCGAGGAGUGGUAGAUGUAGAGUUCGUGGCCUUGUCCAAGCGGCCGCAGUCAAACGGCGAACUGCAUGAGAGUCGGUUGCGUUAUGCAAGAAAUUACACGCGUAAAAUACAAUGGUGUAGCGUUGCGUGCCGUUCGCGAUGGGCACCACGGUGGUGUGCGCGGUAUUAUUCGGGGUAGUUUUUGGCGUCUUAUCGGCGUCCUUAAGUAAGGCGCUCCGUUAUCAGGCGCCGGACGAGUGCAAAUGGGUGGUAGAAAACGGAGGCGCCGACGAAGACGUGGCGUUAGUAUGCAGAUUACGUACCAUCAACAGCGAGUUGGAAAAUACAAAUUUUAGUGUAAUACAACCGCAGCAUACCGUGAGAUUACGGCUCGAGUGUAGUGAUGCGCUAUUUUUUCAAAGUUCGCUAAACGCUGGCAGUUUUCGUCCUCUUCUGGAACUGCGGGAGUUGUCAAUUGAAUAUUGUAAGAUAGGAAAUUUAUCUGAUGGGGUCUUUCGUGGUCUCAAGGAGUUGCGUAAUCUAACGGUUCGCACGCAUAAUACAGAUUGGUCGGCAAUGUCACUCGAAGUAUCACCAGGUGUCUUCACCGACGAGCUUCGACUACUGGAGCGGCUGGAUCUCGGUGAAAAUAAUAUGUGGAACUUGCCGGAAGGUGCUUUGUGCUCGUUAUACUCGUUAGAAAUUUUAAAUUUAACGCGAAAUCGAUUUCGGGAGAUCACCUCGUUCAGGUUUGCCCAUAACCCUUCGGAAAGGUGCGGAACGAGCCUUCGCUUAUUGGACUUGUCCCGCAACAACAUCGACCGGUUGCCAUCUGGACAGCUGUCAGGAUUAACUCGAUUGCAAAAAUUGUACCUCCAGGGAAACGGUCUUUCAUAUUUAGCCGACCGAGCACUCGAAGGACUUUCUUCGUUAAACAUUUUAAAACUAUCAGAUAAUCGACUAAUAAGCUUACCGCCGGAGUUAUUUUCGGAUACUCGGGACGUUAAAGAGAUGUACUUGCAGAAUAACUCGAUUAACGUGCUCGCGCCGGGGCUGUUUAGUGAACUUACGCAACUUUUAGUGUUAGACUUAUCUCAUAACGAAUUAACGACGGAUUGGAUUAACGCCGCGACGUUUGCGGGAUUAAUUCGGCUAGUCGUGCUGGACCUUUCGCAUAAUCGAUUAACGAAAUUAGAGCCGUCAGUGUUUAGGGACUUGUACAGUUUACAAAUUUUGAGACUGAAUGAUAAUUUUAUAGAAUUAAUACCGGAAAAUACGUUUUCGGCGUUGUAUAAUUUGCACACCCUAAUUAUUUCUAAUAACAGACUGACUAGCAUAGAUAGCGAUACGUUUAACGGUCUUUAUGUGCUUUCGCUAUUAUCCGUGGACAAUAAUAAAAUUAGUAGAGUGCAUCCGGAAGCCUUGCGAAACUGCUCUAGUUUGCAAGAUUUACAUUUGAACGGAAAUAAAUUGAUGUACGUUCCGGAAGUGAUUUCGAACGUUCCCAUGUUAAGAACUUUGGAUCUAGGCGAAAAUCACAUAGACACAUUAACGAAUGAUACUUUUCGGGAUAUGAAACACAUUUACGGAUUAAGACUGACCGAAAAUAACAUCGGUAACAUUUCCAAAGGCGUUUUUGACGCAAUGUCGGCUUUGAAAAUUUUAAAUUUAUCCAGAAAUAAAAUUCAAAAGGUAACAGCGGGCGCUUUCGAUUCAAAUACGAAUUUACAAGCGAUUCGAUUAGAUGGAAAUUAUUUGUCGGAUAUUGAGGAAUUGUUUGGAAAAUUGCCGAGCUUAGUUUGGUUAAACAUAUCGGAUAAUCAAUUAAAAUGGUUCGAUUACGCGUUAAUUCCCACCGGUUUACAGUGGCUCGAUAUUCAUUCCAAUCACAUAUCAGAGUUGGGUAAUUAUUUCGAAAUUGAAUCUACUCUCUCAUUAAGCACGUUUGACGCGAGCGCGAAUAAAUUAACGGAAAUUACAGGGAGUUCAAUUCCCAACAGCGUUGAAGUUUUAUUUCUCAACGACAAUUUGAUUACAAAAGUUCAGUCGUACACGUUUUUCAAAAAACCGAAUUUAACGCGCGUCGAUUUAUUCGGAAAUAAAAUUACGCAUUUAGAUCCGAACUCUUUGCGUAUAUCGACUGUACCUACGGAUAAAUCGCUUCCGGAAUUUUACAUCGGGGGCAAUCCGUACCAUUGCGACUGCACAAUGGAUUGGCUUCAAAAAGUAAACGCCGGAAAUCGUGCUCGAACCCACCCCAAACUAGUUGAUUUGGAAAGCAUCUAUUGUCAACUUUUAUACAAUCGUGGUCGGACAUACGUUCCACUUGUCGAAGCGGCUCCUUACCAAUUUCUGUGCACAUACGAAACCCAUUGUAUCGCAUUGUGCCACUGCUGUGACUUUGAUGCAUGCGACUGUGAAAUGACUUGCCCAGAAAAUUGUACGUGUUAUCACGAUCAGUCUUGGUCCGCUAACGUUGUGGAUUGUUCCUCCAGCGGAUAUGUUGAAAAUUUACCGUAUCAAAUACCAAUGGAUGCCACCCAGUUGUAUUUGGAUGGGAAUGAUUUACGCUCCUUGAAUAGUCACGCCUUUAUUGGACGUAAACGCCUUAAAAUAUUAUUUGUAAACAAUUCCAACAUAGAAUCAAUACAAAAUCGCACGUUUAACGGCUUAAAGGAAUUAGAGGUGCUACAUUUGGACGGAAAUCGAAUACAUGAACUUCACGGUUACGAAUUCGACGGUCUGACCGGUCUAACCGAAAUUUUUUUGCAACACAAUCGCAUAUCGCACAUUCACAACUCGACAUUUUCGUCCCUUCGACAUCUGCGUGUGCUCAAACUCGAUCACAACAGGCUAAACAAAUAUACUGUGUGGCAAUUUCCUGUGGCACUUAACGAAGUGACUUUAGCUUACAACCCGUGGUCUUGUAAUUGCGAAUUUACUGAACAGCUUCGCGAAUGGAUGGUUCGCGGUGAUGCGGUGUUAGAUAUAAAUUCCGUGCGGUGUGUUUAUAACGUUACCGAACUUGAUUACUACACGGAAGAAAUUUACGCUGACAACCCCGACGUCGGUUUCUACAUAAACUCUGAAAAUAACACCGCAUGUACUGGCGCGGCCAACAUCGACAACAGCAUCAACGGAAAUUUAACCGCUACGAAGACCAUCAUCAGGCGGCAGGAAAUCCAAGAUUACCUCCCGCUUUUGGUAAUAACGUUAGUGACUUUCGCCGUUAUCGUCGUGCUAACGCUCCUUGUGUUCAUAUUUCGACAAGAGCUCCGCGUGUGGAUUCAUUCGAAAUUCGGCGUGAGACUUUUCCAUCGUCCGACGGAAUUCGAAAUGGACGAUCGCGAUAAACUCUUCGACGCUUUCGUCAGUUACAGUUCAAAAGAUGAGGCAUGGGUUGCCGAAAUCCUUGCUCCGACGUUAGAACCUAAUUAUAAAUUAUGCCUCCACUAUCGUGAUUUCCCCGUAGGGGCAUAUCUCGCAGAUACCAUCGUACAAGCCGUAGAAUCAUCCCGUCGCACUAUUAUGAUCUUAUCGGAGAAUUUCAUUAAAUCGGAGUGGUGUAGGUUUGAAUUUAAAUCCGCGCACCAUCAAGUUUUAAGAGAUCGAAGACGUCGACUUAUUGUAAUUUUAUUGGGUGAAGUGCCUCAGAAAGAUUUAGAUCCCGAUAUACGUUUGUACCUAAAAACGAAUGUGUAUUUGCAGUGGGGUGAUAAACUCUUUUGGGAAAAGCUCAAAUUCGCUUUGCCGGAUGUUCCCAACAACCAACGUCGUCGUGGUUCAACGCGAACUCCUCACGUCCAUCACCACGUCCAUCGGCACAACACCAGGGGACAAGCGCCUAAUCCACCUGGAAAUACUCCACGCACGGUAGCCAUUCAUAUAUAGACUAGUUGUAACUUAUAUCCUAAAUUGUCAGCCUAUUGUGAUACGUAGAAUAUGACCGAGUGCAAUUUGAAUGUAAACGAGAAUGUAUUGUGAUAAUCCGGGAUAAUCAAAAGUGAGAAAGUGUGUUUAUAGUACGUAUAAGUGAUACCCGGAUAACUUCUGCUCUUCUGGAGGUGAAAAUUGUUUUCUGUACAUAAGGACUUGUAUAGCUAAGUAUUACCGUAUGUGUAAGUAAAACUGUAUAUAUUUUCAAAAAAACGCUCUUCAUAUUUAUUGUUCGUGCAAACUAAAAGUUUUCUAUUCAACCAUGUCAUGAUCUUUAAGGAUAAUUACCAUUCAACAGACGUCGAGAAUUAAGAUUAAAGCGAUAAUACUAUUAA
This is a messenger RNA of Photinus pyralis (common eastern firefly), 4494 nucleotides long. RefSeq names its product toll-like receptor Tollo (gene Tollo). Lineage: Eukaryota; Metazoa; Arthropoda; Insecta; Coleoptera; Lampyridae. Gene Ontology annotation, biological process: signal transduction. Gene Ontology annotation, molecular function: protein binding. The record is from RefSeq and is a predicted model, not a curated record. The coding region runs from base 383 to 4114 and encodes 1243 amino acids. The transcript has a single exon.